AUACUUGAUAUGACCCUAAAACUAAAAGUAAUCUAUCAGAAGGCUUUCUGCUCAUUGCCGCAGGCGCAGGGGCCGAGCGAUGUUGGCUAAAUCAAAAUGAGUAAGACUGGCUCGCUAGCCAGGAGGUCGGUGUGGUUUCCCCUUUGUCAGUGGUGCUGGAUGGAGAGCCUGACAAGGACAGCUGUCUAGUCAUUCGGAUGGGAUGAGAAACCAAGGUCCUGUGUUCACAUUGGAGUGCACGUAAAAGAUCCCUUGGCAGUGGGAAUUCAAUAUAAGAACAUAUUAUUAAUGCCAGAUAAAAAACAAAGAACUAAUAAAGAAAUGACAGUAAAAGUAGACAUUAAAGUUUCAACAGAUCAACUUGCCCGUCAUGGAACCCCACUGGAAAGAUUUCGACCAGGCUAUUUGUGGGUUUCUGACUUGACUAAACAAAAUUGGUGUGAACAACAACUGUACUAUUCGUUUACCAUGUCUGGUAUUAUAGAAGUAAACCCUGUCGUACAAAAAGUUAUGACAGAAGGAUCAAAUCUUCACUUAGCAAGAGAGUUGGCAGUACAUGAUACUGUUCCUGUUAAGGUUACAUCAAAUGAAGAUAUAUGGGCUAUAAAAGUCAUCAACUUAUUGAAUGCUGUCCAAGGAUUUCUCAAUGGUGUCACACUAGCUCGGGAAGUACCUAUUUUUGGAGCUCCCUUUCAGCAGGAUGUGUUUUUUGUGGGUUUAAUAGAUGAGUUACGGUUUGAUCCCGAAUCUUAUAACAUUGAUUUAUUAGAACUAAAAACAAAGGCCUUCAAAUCCCCACCCAGUAAAGCUCAAAAAUCACAACACAGGCUACAGGUGCUUUUAUAUAAAAAGCUAUUUGAUGACUUAGUAAAAGGGAAUUUAUCAAAAGAGACUGUUGCCAAACAUUUGCGACUUGAUCUGAAAAGAGAUUUUGGCGAGGCUGUGUCACUGGAACUGACCAAACAUUUGGUUGAGUUCCAGAAUUUGGAUGGACUUUUGGACCAUCUGUUUCAAAGAAUGCAAUGUUUGACGUGUGUCAGUCAAUUACAUAUUGAGUAUGUCCAUCAAGAAAGUAAACAAACUUUGUAUCAUCAUACAGAGGACUAUGAUGAUGAUGAUCUCUCUAAUAUUUUCGAAGAUUACUUGAAAUUUUGGAGAGGUCAAAGGCCAAUUGCUGGUGUGGAUAUUGAAGAAGCAUGGAAAUGCCAGAAGUGUGAUUUUGCUGACAUUUGUGAGUGGAGAGCAAAAAAAUCAGAAGAAUAUUCUUCAAAAAAUAAAGCUAAAAUAAAAUAAUUUAAUAAGCGAGAGAGAGAUGGGGUUUAACAGCCACUCAACACAGACUAGGUCAUUUCAAGACUAAAAUGGUUCAAUUUUAUUUUAAUAAUUUGCUUGUGGAUAUGGUUCUUUAGCAGUGAUCGGAAACUGGCAACCCCACAGGGUUGGACAGACGACCCAACGCCUUGUCACCCACCUACAAGUGGGGAAUCGAAACCACAUCACUGACUCAAUGACAAAUCUUAUGAUCUAAAGCAUGCACAUUAAACCAUUUGCCCCCACCCCCCCAACAUUACAAACCACACACACUUAAUAAUCACUGAAAUGUCAAAAAAGUUUAAAUAAUCUUAUGUAACAUGAAAUAAUGCGGCAUUCUGUGGGCCAGUCACAAUUAUACUUAAGUUAACAUACUGUCACUCCUGCACACCUUAUGAAACACAAAAAUGGUGCCACCAAUUGAUCAAUGUUCAAAUAUGGUGUAGAUGUUUGUUAUGUGAAUGUCUUGACCAUGUUUAGCAAUGUGAUUGGCCGAGACUUUAGAACACAAUAACUCUAAAUGAGUAGGGAUGAUGAAACUUGGUGUAAAAUACAAUAAUAAUUUUCUGCUUUUGUUAAGCAGAGUGAUAAACAAUUUGAUUGCGAACUAGCUCACAUCUUUUAAAUUCAGACACUGUCAUUUUAAGCUCUGUGAAUAAAAAUAAUUGAAUUGUGAA
Molecule: messenger RNA, 1988 nt
Organism: Patella vulgata (common limpet)
Lineage: Eukaryota; Metazoa; Mollusca; Gastropoda; Patellidae
Product: exonuclease V
Exons: 3
Coding region: 289-1293 (334 amino acids)
Biological process (GO): interstrand cross-link repair
Cellular component (GO): nucleus
Molecular function (GO): single-stranded DNA 5'-3' DNA exonuclease activity
Source: RefSeq, a predicted model, not a curated record